CUUCCCGGUCCCCUCCCUCGCUCGCUCGCCGCCAGCCCCGGCUCGCUCCCUGCCCACUCCCGGGGGGGACGUUCCGUGCCGCGGCCGCCGCUUCUUUCACACUUUAGUUGGGAGCCGCGCGCCGCGCUCAGUUACUGGAGAGAGCUGGCCGCGCGCCGCCGCCUCCAGCACGCACGCACCCGGGCCGGGCUUCGGGGCUCUUACCCCUCUGGGAGGAGGGGGAGACCGGGACUCACCGUGGGGAGGAGGAGGAAGACAAGUAGGAGGGAGGAAGAAAACCCGCGAGGAGGACCAGGGCGGGGGGCGGGAGGCUUGCCACCUUCAGCCCCCCCGCGAGCGCCCAAGGUGCACCCAUCUUGACCGACUCAGCAAGAAGGUGGAUUUUCCCUGUGUCUAAAGAAAAAAACAUGUCCCCGUGUCUGUAGAGAUGAUUUGCAGUUCAGCCCGGCUGAAGCUGACCGAAUGAGACUAUGGGCUGUGCCUCCGCCAAGCAUGUUGCCACUGUUCAAAAUGAAGAGGAAGCCCAGAAAGGGAAGAACUACCAGAACGGAGAUGUGUUUGGCGAUGAGUAUAGGAUCAAACCGGUGGAAGAGGUCAAAUACAUGAAAAAUGGGGCAGAAGAGGAGCAGAAAAUAGCAGCCAGGAACCAAGAAAACUUGGAAAAAAGUGCCAGUUCAAAUGUAAGACUUAAAACCAAUAAAGAGAUUCCAGGAUUAGUUCAUCAACCCAGAGCAAACAUGCACAUCUCUGAAAGCCAACAAGAAUUCUUCAGAAUGCUGGAUGAAAAAAUUGAAAAGGGUCGAGAUUACUGUUCGGAAGAAGAAGAUAUCACAUAGCACCAAUCCUACCACUCAAACCGGGAGCUACUACUGUGUAAAUAGGUUACACCCCAGUUGAAAUCUUUGCAAAGGUCGGUUCUCUUCAGCGAACAGCACUAUAGCAAAAGAAGAUCGUUCCGUAUCGUAUGCCCCAUUAAAUUACAGUGUUUCUUAAUGAACUUGCAAAGGAAUAUUGCUAAAAACAAACAAAAACUGUUAUCGAACUUUCUUUGUUGCUGCUAGUUAAAACUUGUUGCAACUUUUCACUUCUCUCAGUGUCCAGGUCUGCAGCAAAAUUCUGCAAUUUCACCUUAAAGAUACUGUUGGUUUUACAGAUGCUCUCCAACGUAUUUUCUAAAAGAUGAGGUAGUGGUGAACUCAGAUAUCCAACUUCUGUUCUAGACUGGUUCUGCUUCUAAGACAAGCACCUCCUUCCCCCCUCCCUCCUCCCUGCCUCCCCCAGCAGUCCAGAGCCUUGCUUCUCACUGGCAUUGUUGCGCUUUGGAGAUGGGAUGGUUGCUAUGGCAAGCCUAGUUUCUCUGCUAAGAAGAAGUAGAGACGCUAUUAUCAAUUCAAAGCAUGUCAUGACAUGACUCCUGGAAGUGACAUAGGAGCGGGCAGCAGGUGGUUUCAUUUCCUGGGUCUCUUAAUCAAAGAUCAAGCUUGCAAUAUCAGUUUUGCUCAGAUGCAGACGGAAGUGUGAUCACAAUCAUUUUGAAUCCCUCUUGCCCACUUUUUUUUCUAAGAAAAUAAACAUUUUACUGUUUUUAUGUA
Molecule: messenger RNA, 1592 nt
Organism: Cervus elaphus (red deer)
Lineage: Eukaryota; Metazoa; Chordata; Mammalia; Artiodactyla; Cervidae
Gene: C14H1orf21
Product: chromosome 14 C1orf21 homolog
Exons: 6
Coding region: 471-836 (121 amino acids)
Source: RefSeq, a predicted model, not a curated record